UAACCUAACUUUCUUAGACCAGCAGAUGCUCGAAUUCCAAGAUUUAGAGCAGACAUUUGAGACUAUACAGCCAACCCCCAGGGAUAAUAGCUAUGAGAGAGUGCACCAGAAGGUAGUCCUGUCUGAUUCUGAAGGCAAGAAAAUAGUGAUUACAAAUCCCAAAAUUCCUAUAAAGCUUGAUAUGGUCUCUGAAAAAGAAUGGAAGAAAAGUUCCAAAGAAUGUUGAGGGGGAGACUACCAGAUUUUGGCUAUGGUUGAGACCUAGUCGUGGGAGAGAACCAGCAUUUUGAGUUAAAAUUAAAUGAACGAAUUAUCCAAGAGAGGCUUGGCCAGAAGAAGGCGGUUUCUCGUCUAGCUAGCUCAAUUGGAAAACACAAGAAUCAGAACAAAUUCAUCAAGAUGUUUAAAGAUGAUAAUGUCAGUAUCUACUAUGAAGACAUCCAGAGGCUGAAGGAUCAUUAUACAAAUAUCAAUGAAAUCAUCAAUGUCCUGAAGGAAAAUCCUAAUCUGGAGAGAUUUAAAGCCAGCAAUGGAGUCAAUCCUGGCAAGAAGUUUGCAAGAAAGAAAAGUGAAGACUACUCAAUGCCACUUGUACAUCAGAAUACUAUAAGAGUAAACAAUGAGACGAUGUCACCAGUUUUUGUCAGCAAACUUCCUCCCUUCAAUUCAGGAGACGGACAGAGACUAAACAAGACAUUUCUAUCCACAAAGAGGUCUAAUAACUCAAAGGCUUCAGUUAAUAGAAUGGUUUACACUCAAAAUAGAAAAUUACGGAAAGCUCACAUUCAAGCACUCUCUUCUAAACAACUUAAUGAGCUUCAAAAUAAAGGCAAGAAGAGAGUAAAGGAAGUACGAAGAAAUGAGCAGAACAGUAGCCUAGGAUCGAUAACAAACUUGAUGAAUACUUAUUUCAAAUCUUUUAAUUUUGAUCAUCAAAAUACUACAAAGAAGGAAAAAGCUUUCCUAAAGUUUGGGAAUAUUCUUAAAAAGGAAUUCCAGAACGAGACUGUAAAGAAAACUGUUUUUAAAUGGUGAAGUAAUGUUAAAAGGAUGAAUAAUUCUAACAAUUCCAGAGAGUUUAAGUCUCUAGAGACUCCUAGAGAGGUCAGAGUUGUCAAGCAUACUCUUCAAAAGUUGAAGAAGACUCCAAUCCCAGAUGUUAGACAACAUAAAAGAAGGUUCCGGAAGAUGGUUCCCAAUACACGGAACUGAUUUUCGGUGCCAAGAACCAUGCCGCUAACUAGAGAUUUGUGAUAAAUUCAACAAAUAUUUCCCAAAUACUGUUUUACUUAAUACAAUUCAAUC
Moneuplotes crassus is the source of this 1305-nucleotide messenger RNA. NCBI's taxonomy places the organism in Eukaryota, Ciliophora, Spirotrichea, Euplotida, Euplotidae. The record is from the annotation of a GenBank genome assembly.